Epithele typhae is the source of this 375-nucleotide messenger RNA. RefSeq lists its product as uncharacterized. The annotation marks the transcript as partial. Lineage: Eukaryota; Fungi; Basidiomycota; Agaricomycetes; Polyporales; Epitheliaceae. The record is from RefSeq and is a predicted model, not a curated record. The transcript has a single exon.
GAACCGGUCACCGCCCGGGAGGCCCUCGAAGCUGCUGUCGCCCGCUCCGGGAACCGUGUGUGGGCCUCCGCGCUCACCCACGUCUCUCCCGCUCCGAAUGCGAUCCGUUGGGGCCCCCAUGACCCCGACGCCACCACCGCCACCCUCUUCGUCGACAUCGUCGACGACGCCCACUUCCACACCCUCAAGGCCGUUCACGGAACGCGUCUCCUCUUCAACAACGGGCCCCGCGCGUGCACCCACGCUCGCCUCGCCCGCACCCGCCCCCAGUGCUCGAACUGCCAACAGUUCGGGCACGUGGCCCCUCGCUGCCGUGCACCCCCGAAGUGCGGUCUGUGCGCAGGCGCCCACGAAACCCGCCUGCACGCCAUGCGU